AUGGCGGACUCUUCCGAAAUACAGUCAAAAAUUGAUGCAGAACUACAACAAAGCAAACGUGACCAACAAGAUUCGUCCUUUUUAGAAACUCUCGUGCCGAUUCCCGACUUCUUCUUCAACAUCAAAGCGGAGAUCGAACCCAUCGGCGGGUCGAAAUGGCGCAUUCGUAUAUUUGGAUACAUCUUGUAUUUUAUCACUCUGUGCGUGAUGUUUGGAUCUUUCGCGUACUACUCGCUUCCCGAGCAGCGCGUGAGCUUGGAAUCUAUUGUCACCUCGGAGUGGCAAAAGCCCGGCUUUGCGUGCAAGGCCCUCCAGAAGACCACUUUGCACGGUCUGAGCACGGACUGGAGUUUCGAUGAAUGCGUAAAGAACGUAAAUGUGCCCGAUGCGACGAACGUCAAGUCGGUGACCAAACACGCCAACUAUGUCCACUACGACUAUGACUUUGCGAGCGACGGCGACUCGAACAAAGGCGUGAUCAGCUUGUACGACGAUAGGUAUGCAUCCUCUGUUUUGCAGAAAACCAACCAGGCGGCUAAUGACUGGAAACGGGAUGGAUACUCGUGCUAUCCGGAACCGCCGUACGACAAUACUUAUAAUUUGAAUUACAACGUCAGCGAGUGUCCUGCUGCCGUGCUUCCGCCAUCUUUGGAUACGGUGUCACUCGAAUCGUUUUAUGACAUUAGCGCUUAUCCGAAUCCUGACAGGGCAAGGUAUAAUCCAUUUGGGACAGCAAAUGGAAUUGGUUACCCAACACAGGUCACGGAUGUCGUUUCGUCGACGAACACACGACUUGACGCUUCUGGUACAUUCCCGACCUGCGAUAUGUACAAGAAACUUUAUGGCGACUUUUAUUUCAAAUCUAUGGAAUUGACUGAGAUGUUCGUUUACAAAAUGGACUGCACGUCUAACGGCGUCGGGAGCUAUUCAUCCACGAUGAAGUCCAUCACAGUUUCCGAAGGGAUUGAAGCUUGGGAAAAACUCCUCAGCACUCCUGCAGACCAGUAUGGUAACUUCGGCGCAGAUGCAAUCUGCUCCAAAUUUAAACGCAACGGCAACGGCUUCCGCUGCUUCGACAAGCCCAAGCCCCCGACCACCAAGGAGCUCGCGAUUCAACGCUACGCCACGGAGUAUCCGCCUGAGACAAUCUGCGCGCCGCUCAAGCUGAACAGCCCUUUUCAGUGCGCCCGCAACGUGGAGGUGCCAGCGACGACGCGACUCAGCCUUUCGGUCGCGGCGGCGCAGGCCGUGUUUGCGCUCACAGGCAUCGCGCUGGUAGCGCUGCUGAGGAAACUCCAGAAGCCGUCAACGACGACCUCGGAGAGCUUGUCGACUGAUGGCGACCUGCGUUCCAUGAUGCGAAAGCUUCGAAAUGAGUUUCACUCGACGGUUGAUCAGCUUCGCAACGGCCAAGACCAGCUCCGCGUCGAGUUCCGCACCGGCCAAGACCAGCUCCGCGCCGGUCAAGGCACUCACGAGGAGCUCAUUCAAAAGCUCCUGAGCAAAGAAGGAGGUCGUUAG
Molecule: messenger RNA, 1521 nt
Organism: Micromonas commoda
Lineage: Eukaryota; Viridiplantae; Chlorophyta; Mamiellophyceae; Mamiellales; Mamiellaceae
Exons: 1
Coding region: 1-1521 (506 amino acids)
Source: RefSeq, a predicted model, not a curated record